Rangifer tarandus platyrhynchus (Svalbard reindeer) is the source of this 507-nucleotide messenger RNA. NCBI's taxonomy places the organism in Eukaryota, Metazoa, Chordata, Mammalia, Artiodactyla, Cervidae. The record is from the annotation of a GenBank genome assembly.
AUGGCCUCAUCUCCCGCCAGCACCCGCGAAAGGUCACACCUGCUCUCCUUCUACCGAGACCUUGAAGAGAUGCUGAAGGAGGAGCAGGCUACAGCUGCAAAAAUUGUGACCAAGGAGGAACUUCAGGGUGAACCGACUGCUUCAGCUGCCGAAUUUAUGGUUCCUGAACCAGAAGCAGCAAGCUGGGCUGCACUUUCAGCUGUGGGAGCCGGCACGCCCAGGUCCCCUGAGACAUUUGGAGCUGCGCGCAUGCGUUGCCGCCCGGGGGCGGGGCCGGGGCCGGGGGAGUGCCUGGGGGACGCCCGCGGGCUCUGGGGUCUUCGCCCCUGGCCCAGCGCAUCCGGUUCCAGGGCAGCCGCCCAGAUCUCGGACGAGGCGGACCUAUCCCGCCGCCGCAGCCCGGCCGGCGAAGGCCCGGGCGCGCGGAAGGACACGCGGUUGUAUGUCUCCUGGUAUCCUUUCCUUCUGGGGAGCGCGGAGGUCUUCGGGGGGCUGCGCCUCCGCUAG